Penaeus chinensis is the source of this 1054-nucleotide messenger RNA. RefSeq names its product mRNA export factor GLE1-like. The coding region runs from base 1 to 945 and encodes 314 amino acids. The record is from RefSeq and is a predicted model, not a curated record. NCBI's taxonomy places the organism in Eukaryota, Metazoa, Arthropoda, Malacostraca, Decapoda, Penaeidae. The transcript is spliced from 3 exons.
AUGUCCAAGUGCAGCCAUUUCUUAAUAGAGGUCUAUGGCUCGGAUGAGUCCAAUGGGCAGAUAACCAUGAUAAGGAAACGUGAAGAGUUGGAUUUUGAUUCCUCCUCCUCCCCCAUUCUAGGCCUCGCUCGAGUGACAUCCAGCUUAGAAAUCCUUUCCCAGGCUCUGACGUCACACCUGCAGCAGGAUGACGUCAUCAACCGAGAAUUCCGUAUUUGUACAAACAUCAGCGAAGCUUUGCAGACAAGGACAAGCCUCAACGAGAACCAAUUCCGGGAACAGCAAGAAGCGAACGCCCAGCUGGAAGCAAAGCGCAGGGAGGCGGAGGAGAGAAUCCGCCAGGCAAGGAUCACCAAGCAACAGUUGCAACAACAGCUCCUCCAACUGCAGAAGGAUGAGCUGCAACUGAAACACGAGGAAGUGCAAGCCAAGACGGAGAACCUUGAGGCCAAGAGAGCACAAGGAGAGAAAGCCCGGCUGAACAGCGAGAUCAGUCUGCUUAAGCACGAGCUCCUCCUUGCCAAGGAACGCAACCGUCAUAUCGAAACGCAGAUUUCUUCCAUUAGACAAAAGGUUACGCAAGUCACCAGAGCCAAAAACGAAUUGACACAGAGUAAAGAUACAAAAGCAGAUGUGAAAAGCUCCUUAUUCCAAAAUCUAGAGGAAGAAGUGACUCUAAUCGAACGACACUCUGAUGAAAAUAGCCGCCUAGAAGAGGAUAUUGGACGCACCAGAGCAACAGGCGAGAAUCUCACGAAGACGAAGUCAGAGUUGGAGCAAAAACUGAACGCACUGAACGUUCAGAAAGGACAGUUACAGAAGGGAAUGCAGCUUGCUGGGGAAUCGGAGAAGUCGGUACGGGCUUCUAUAGCGAGAGUAGGCCAGGAGAUUCAGAAAAUUGAAUCUGAUAUUAGGUACACAGAGGGAGAAAUGCGGUAUUGUUAGCGAUAUUGACCUCUCGUUCUAAGAUCUUGAAUAUGUGGGAAAAAAAUGUAUUAUUACAGUAAAUAACUUUGUAUGAAGCUAUUACUUCUAAUAAAAUUUACUAAAAACC